AUGUGUAUGAUUAGGUCCUUGCUUGAGAAGACACCUUAUGAGCUGCUGAAUGGAAAGAAACCCAAGCUAACUUACCUUAAGGCAUUUGAAUGCAAAUGCUUUAUUCUCAACAAUGGUAAGGAGGCCUUAGGAAAGUUGGAUGCUAAAAGGGAUGAAGAAAUCUUUCUCAGGUACUCUUCUCACAGCAAGGCAUACAAAGUCUUCAACAAAAGAACUCAAAUUGUGGAAGAAAGUGUGUAUGUGAUCUUUGAUGAGACAGAUGUGCUGGGAAGCAAAGGGACACAAAGUGGUGAAGCAGAAGAUGGAGACCUCUCAAUUCUUAAUGAGGUCCUAGAAUCACAAAGGGAAAAGCUGAAAUGA
Molecule: messenger RNA, 360 nt
Organism: Lycium ferocissimum
Lineage: Eukaryota; Viridiplantae; Streptophyta; Magnoliopsida; Solanales; Solanaceae
Exons: 1
Coding region: 1-360 (119 amino acids)
Source: RefSeq, a predicted model, not a curated record